AUGGAUAGGAAAGAAAUACUAGAAAAGAAGAGGCAACGACUACUUGAACUUCGAAAACGAAGGGAAGAGAUAAGCCUGCUAAAUGUGGAUCGGCUUCUGCCUCCUGUGGUUCCAGAGAUCUCAACCAAGAUCGAUUUUGCGGUUCAGGUUGAUCUCAUUCCCCAAGUUUCAGAUCAUUCCAGUGAACGAAUACGCACAGAACCGGUACAAGUGGAAAGCAAUGGACAUGUUCACAAGUUCGAUAAGGCGGUCCAAACGCAUUUUGAGGACCUAGACUCUGAAGAAGAAAAUCAAGACGAUAACAAAGCUGGUAAAAAUCUGAACGAAAAUGAGCAUGCCGAAACUAAAGAACUUGGUGAUUCGGCCGAAGAUCUCCUAAAGAAUGAAAUUUCUAAUCAUGAGGUCAGAGAUGAAGCAGAAAUCAUCAAGGAUGCCUUAGAGGCAGAGCUACAAAAUAUUGGGUCUACCUUUCGUUUUUCUAAGCUUCGUUUGGGUGGAGAUACUCUGGAUGAUGUUAAGAUGCAAGAUGUAGCACCCUUUAAUGAAAUUCCUGGUGUUUCUGGCUUUUUUGAAAGACCUAUAUCUUCUAUUGAUGUCUGUCCGAAAUUUCCGGAACUUUUAUUAGUGGCAUAUGGAGCGAAUAACUACAAAUCUAAAGAUGCAGCUAAGAAGAACGUUUUCACCUCAUUAGGUUUAGCAAUUGUCUUCAACAUGACUACACAACCCCCGGUUCCUGAAUUUUUUCUUCAGUGCACAUUCGAGAUUACUACAGUUCAAUUUGAUAAGUCUAAUCCAUACCGUGUUAUUGGUGGUUUGGCGAAUGGGCGCAUUGUGAUUUGGGACUUGUCAAAAGUUGAACCGUCCAAAGUUGCUGUGCUUCCUAUCUUGCAAACUACCACGUUGGCAUCGAUUGUGGAAAAGCAAAACAAAUUGUACAUUCAUCACACGAGCCCGAUUGUUUCUCUUUUGCAAUUGGACCUCAAUAAUCACGAAAGUUCUAGCAUUGUUUCAGUAUCCAGUGAUGGCAUUAUUAAUUCGUGGUCGCCCAAUUUUCUUGCCUUUCCCAAGUUAGAUUCCAUUAGAAUAUCUACUGGUACUGAUCGACUCAAAGAUAACAUCUCAGUUAGUAACGCAAUUAUGGUUCAUAAUGCGCAUAUUUUCUCCUCUAAGGAUCGCAUGGUACAUGUCCCUGAAUAUCGAUUUCUCAAUCAAUUGGUUGUCGGUUCAAAGAACGGAUCUUUAUACAGACUAUCCAACAACCAAAAAAAGCGGUAUAUUGAAAGUGUCUUCGACUGUCCCGAUGAUGUGCCAGGUCAAAAUACUCAUAUUCACAGUAUAUCUGAUAUCGCUGAACUUUAUAUUUCGUCUACAUCCUCAUUUUUAGUCUCGUCGCACUACGACUGGAGCUUGAGAUUAUGGGACCUCAAAUCGCCUAGCCCAAUUCUAACUAUUCCUACUAGUAUGAUCAUCACGGGCAUUUAUCCGCGCCCUUCCCACUCACAACAGAUAAUCACAAUUGGAUACGUGAAUCCGCCUGAAGUUGGUGUUUGUAUUGACUUUUGGGACUUCCGGCUAAAAGCUAUGUCGCCAGUCUAUUCAAUUAGCGUCACCAAGAAGUCAGUGCAGUCAAUUUCUGCCAAAUUUGACCAUGAAGGAAAACGUUUUUUUGUUGCAUUUGAUGAUGGAGAUGUGAAGAUUUGGGAAGUCGAGGACAUGAGACUUCAGUCUGAGUCCGAAAUCUUGAAGACGAAUGAAGCAGAUGAGACCUUGGAGACGCUCCUCAAAAGAUAA
Clavispora lusitaniae ATCC 42720 is the source of this 1791-nucleotide messenger RNA. RefSeq lists its product as uncharacterized. The record is from RefSeq and is a predicted model, not a curated record. Gene Ontology annotation, molecular function: dynein light chain binding; dynein heavy chain binding. Gene Ontology annotation, biological process: transport along microtubule. NCBI's taxonomy places the organism in Eukaryota, Fungi, Ascomycota, Pichiomycetes, Serinales, Metschnikowiaceae. Gene Ontology annotation, cellular component: cytoplasmic dynein complex.